AUGUACGACCGACCAUCAGAUAUAACUGGUCCAUUUUACCUAUCACAGGCCGACAUGCCAACGGAAUGCAGAAUAAUGACACUCAGCCGCGGGCCGUGUGACCUCGACAAUAUGAGUCUGUUCCAAGACCUCAAACUUAAGAGGCGGAAAGUUGACUCCCGAUGUAGCAGUGAUGCCGAGGGCCGGCGCAUUGACACGUGGCGUUGCGGCGCCUCGGGUGGCAAGUGGGUUGGAAACAGAGUAGGGGUUGACCCAGUUUUUCUCGUUCGCACGCACGGCCGUCUGAGUGACCUAAUAGUGCUGAAGGGAGGGACCGGGAAAGGCGCGGGGAGCGGCCCGCGCUGCCGCUCGUGCGGUAGGUCGGGCUCACUGCGCGUGCCUACCGCCAGCCGACUAGUGGAAAACUUUCUUCGUCACUUUUCCCCGCUACAAGCCCAACGCUUCCGGGCGCCGCAUCUGCGCUCGCGCUGCUUUCACUUUCUCCUCGACCGCAGCGCUGCAUCUCGCGUUCACUUUACUACGUUCGGCGGUGGCGGGAAGUGCAGCGAAUCGGCAGCCGACACCAGUACGUCUUCGCCAGACCCGGGGCCGCCAUCACCGCGCAUGGCCGAGGCGGGGUGCAGCACGCCGCCUCACCCGCCGCCUGUGUUCGACGGCGGCGGCUCACCCUCACCUUCGCCUUCAUGCCAUCCCACCGUCAUCCGUUCAGCACCACCGUAUUCAGUCAUCAAAUUUGAAGGAACGUCCUCUGUCAAAUCUGAAAACUCUAAUGCUAAUAAACAUGAAUCGACACCAUCGCCGCAGCUCUCCUCCGUAAAGCUUGAAGCUACGCCACCAGAGCCGCAGCCUUACCGGCCUCGUGCUAUUGCACAACCUCAACAAAGUUCUCAUCCAGCUCUUUCACCGGGUCACUGGCCACAAGCGGCAUGCAUCAAUGGUGUCAAGCCAGAACUCAUUGGCGGUCAUUUUCCCCCACAACCGCUGGAACAAAAAGCAGGCAUGCGUGGCUCGACCCAGUGGCGAGGAGCCCCAGCCGUCAUCAUGGGUGAAUCGGGUGGCGUAAGAACAAUGUUUUGGACACUACCAGCUCCAACGGCCGGUAAUGAGCCAGCAGCAAGUGCCUCCCACACGGCCACUCCACCCACACCAGACCCCACGACGUGCAGUGAAGAAUCCGCUGCGAGAUUGCUACUGAACCUCGGUGGUGAAUUAAGACGGCCAAAGGGACCACCCUUAAAUAUGGAAUUAUUAUGGGCAGGUGAUGUCUCACAACUGCCAGCUCAUCAACAAAUUCAUGCGCUAAAUUUAAGCGCAGCAGCGGGAAGCGUUUCAGGAAUGACCGGCGUCCCAAGUGCGAGCUCUUUAGUGCCGAGGCCGGAGCUUAGAACUUAUGCCCCUGAAACUGAGAGGGAUGAAGACGAACAACCUAUGAUAUGUAUGAUCUGUGAAGACAAAGCGACAGGUUUACACUACGGAAUCAUAACAUGUGAAGGCUGUAAGGGAUUCUUUAAAAGAACUGUACAGAAUCGGCGGGUCUACACGUGCGUGGCUGAUGGUGGCUGUGAAAUCACAAAAGCUCAACGCAACAGAUGUCAGUACUGCCGGUUUAAAAAGUGUAUAGAACAAGGAAUGGUAUUACAAGCUGUAAGAGAAGACCGUAUGCCGGGAGGACGUAACAGCGGUGCCGUUUAUAACCUAUAUAAGGUUAAGUAUAAGAAGCAUAAGAAAGCGAAUACAAAAGCGGCGACAACUACGAGCAGAGCGUCGCCACCAGAGAAGCCUAAAGAACCGGUGCCUCCACUCCCACCCCACCUAGUUAACGGCACUAUAUUGAAGACUGCCCUUACAAAUCCCAGCGAGGUUGUACAUUUAAGAGCGAGAUUAGAAAGUGCUGUAUCAUCAUCACGAGAUCGUGCUGUACCUUUAGAGCGGGCGUUACAUAUGAUCCGAGCUCUGAUUGACUGUGAUGCCAUGGAGGACAUAGCCACCGUCCGACAUUUACCUGACUUACUCCACGACACAUCCGAAAUCGGGGAUAAACUAUGUAAAAUAGGCGACUCCAUUGUCCACAAAAUGGUCGCAUGGACGAAAAAGUUACCUUUCAUCAUGGAAAUACCCAUGGAGAUACAUUCGAAGCUCUUAAUGGAGAAAUGGCACGAAAUAUCUGUUUUAACGACGGCAGCGUAUCAAGCAAUGCACGGAAAACUUGCCCACGCGCCGCCCUCGUCAGACCACGAGCACGAUUUCAUGCAAGAGGUGAACGCAAAUCUGAGGACGCUUCAGAGUUGUUUGACAUCGUUAAUGGGUAGACCCAUCACGUUGGAACAGCUUAGAUUGGACGUGGGGCUGGUCGUGGAAAAAAUGACCCAAAUAACCUGCGUGUUCCGCAGAAUACAGCUCAGAAUGGAAGAAUAUGUAUGCUUGAAAGUAUACAUACUCCUCAAUCAAGAAGUCGAGCUAGAAAGUAUUCAAGAUAGGUACGUUCAGGUUCUACGUAGUUACUUGGAACACGCCGCACCCCACCAUCCCGGAAGACUGCAAGAGUUGUUCGCUCGGAUACCUGAGAUCCAAGCAGCAGCGAAUCUGUUACUCGAGAGUAAGAUGUUCUACGUGCCGUUCGUGUUGAACUCAGCCGAGAUCAGAUAG
This is a messenger RNA of Danaus chrysippus (African queen), 2646 nucleotides long. NCBI's taxonomy places the organism in Eukaryota, Metazoa, Arthropoda, Insecta, Lepidoptera, Nymphalidae. The record is from the annotation of a GenBank genome assembly.